Molecule: messenger RNA, 450 nt
Organism: Prunus armeniaca (apricot)
Lineage: Eukaryota; Viridiplantae; Streptophyta; Magnoliopsida; Rosales; Rosaceae
Source: the annotation of a GenBank genome assembly
AUGGCGGGUCCUCCUCCUACUCCUCCUCCCGCUCUGUCUCCAGAGCCAACAAUUUCUCCAUAUCCUGCUUCUCCAGUUCACUCUCCAGCACGCCAUCACCUGAAAGUAAUCAUCUCCCCCCAGCACCAUCCAAGGUACCUCCACAUCCUCGUCCAUGUCCAUACCGCGGUUCUGGAAUUCCUCCAAGCUCCUCACCAACUUCUCAUCUUAACCCUACUGUUCCUCCUAGUUAUGCACCUAAUGGUUCCCCUUACUCGCCUUCUGCGAGUCCUUAUACGAGUCCCUCAUCUCAAUUCCUCCAAGCUGAAUCGCUGGUUGAGAUUCAGUUCAGGUUUUCCUAAAACAAACAUAACACUUAGUGAGUUUGACGGGAUAGUGUUGGACUACUCACGGCAACGUGCCACGCCUGAAACCUUGGAAAUUGGCAGAGGUGGGGGAAGGAUUGGGUGA